Zingiber officinale is the source of this 889-nucleotide messenger RNA. RefSeq names its product succinate dehydrogenase subunit 6, mitochondrial-like. The transcript is spliced from 4 exons. Lineage: Eukaryota; Viridiplantae; Streptophyta; Magnoliopsida; Zingiberales; Zingiberaceae. The record is from RefSeq and is a predicted model, not a curated record. The coding region runs from base 51 to 509 and encodes 152 amino acids.
CCGUCAUUUUAAGACUUCUUGUUCUUCAAACGAUCCGAGUUCUUGCGGCGAUGGCGGAGAGCUCGGAUUCGUCGCCGUUAGGGUUCCUGUGGAAGCACCUUGAGGAGGUGAAGGAACACUGGAGGAGCAAUUUUGCCUUCCUGGACUAUUACAGGAAGUCCUUGGGGCGCAAGGAGCCGCUCCCCAAGUGGACCGACGCCGAUGUCGAGGAGUUCAUCGCCUCCGAUCCAGUCUAUGGCCCGCAGCUGAAAGCAAUAAGGCAAUCAAGAAAAUAUGCAGUUGCUGGAGGUCUACUUGGUGCUGCACAUCUUGGUGGAGUUUCUUUAAAAUACUCGAAGAGUCCACAUGGUUUUGUUUUGGCUACUGGAUUUGGUGCUCUCUGUGGCGGUGUCCUUGGAAUGGAAGUUGCUGAACAUUGGAAGCAACUCUACAAGAUUGAUAAACAGGCUGCAAAUCUCAGGUUCCUCUACUGGUGGGAGGACAAAACUUUAGGAAGCCAUAGGACCUGAUGUGCCCUUAAGAGCUUCUGGUUGAGUUCACUCAUAGCUCUGGUGUUUCCUUCAGGAUUUGAAUCGAGAAGUUCACUCAUAGCUCCGGUGUUUCCUCAGGAGUUGAAUUGAGAAUUCUUCACAUUUGUUUUCUGCUUUCGAAAUAAAGUAGUAGCUAUGAUGAGUAUGGCCAGUUAGACCAUACAACUAGAAGUUUGUUAAUUUUGUGCGGUUGGACCAAUUUCUUGGUUACAUGAAUCUCCGUGGCAAAUGCUUUGGCAAUCCACUUGAGGUGUCUUUAUAGUAUCAUUGCAGGGAGCUUAAUUUUUACUUGCAGAGUUUGAGACUCAUUUUGAAACCUGGAUGAUGUUUUAAGUGAAAUGAUUUAUUUAAUUCUUCUA